Erythranthe guttata (spotted monkey flower) is the source of this 1221-nucleotide messenger RNA. RefSeq names its product protein EFFECTOR OF TRANSCRIPTION 2. NCBI's taxonomy places the organism in Eukaryota, Viridiplantae, Streptophyta, Magnoliopsida, Lamiales, Phrymaceae. Gene Ontology annotation, biological process: regulation of DNA-templated transcription. The record is from RefSeq and is a predicted model, not a curated record. Gene Ontology annotation, molecular function: DNA binding.
UCUACUAGCACUAGCAGCAGUGAAUGAUAUAGGGCGAGCUCAAUGGGAGCACCUACCACCUCCGCCACCUCCGCCACCUCCGCCACUAGGCUGAAGAGAGAAUAUUUCAGGCGCACCAAACAUGAUUCUGCUUUCUCCGAUUGGAAGAUUCUAAUCGGAGCCUACGAUUGGGAAGAUCAUUCAAUGGCAAAACAAGGAGCGGAAAAGUACAGAACACAAAACCUUCCGAAUUGGACUUCUUGUCCAGGAGUUUACGAACUUGGAAUAGCUUCGUCACGCCCACAUUCUGGGAGAGGGGCCCACCGCAAAUUUGACUCGAACUCUGUAGUUCCUGUUUAUCUCGGACAAGCCGACAAUCUUAGGACAAGACUACAGCAGUACGGUCGUGAUGGUUCCCAUUUAGAGAGUCGAUGUUCAAAUAACAAACUUACAGACUGCCAAAGCGUUUCUUCGAAUAAGGGGCUUGGAUUAUUCACCGGUGUAUUCUCGAGAGGGUUGCCAAUUGUUUACAGAUGUGCUCCCAUGAAAAGCAAAAAGGACGCAGAGAUAACCGAGAAACAGCUGCUCGAAAAAUUCGAUUACGCGUGGAACAAAGACAGCAACAACAAACGCCGCCAAGAUGAUGUCAGCAUAAAACUCGACCGCAUCGCAAAAGAAUCCCAAUUCUCCCUCCUAGCAAAGAAGUUCUUUUUUACCAACAACAAGAAAGUCGGCAUUAGAAUCAAAACUUGCCAGCCAAAGAACGGAUCCGAUAAUCCAAGCGACACGAACAACAACAACACGACUUUUUCGAGGAUAUUCGGAAUCAAGAGGCUGCAGCCUACACAGAUGCAACAUGGCUCACGUGAUAACUGCACUAGUACUGAUGGUAUAUGUGGAGUUGCCAUUGGUCAUGGAUCUGUUUGUACCGCACCACCUGUCGUUGGACGAAAGCGAUGCGCCGUGCACAAAGGACUGAGAAUCAACGGCUGUAAUUCGAAAGAGGGUGGCGAUUUUCGAGAUUCGGAAUCGAGCCAUACUUGUGGGUUUAUCUUGGAUGAUGGUUCUGCUUGUGAAAUGAAGCCUUUGAGAAGAAACAAAAGGUGUUUAGAGCAUAAAGGAAGAAAGAUUAGCAAAUCUCAGAUGAAAGUUUUUGUAAAUUAAUUGCAUCAUAAUUCAUAUAACCCUAAAUCAAAAACAAAAUCGUUCUGUUUAUCUAUUGAAUUAGAUGAAAUGAGUUAA